AUGGCACAGUUUCCCAGUCCCAAGAAACACGUCUGUACGGAUGCAGAGCAAGGGUAUAAAGGCGAUGAUCAGUGCUCAGCUGUAUUGAGCUUUGAUAACAAUGGAAGUUUUUCGAUAAAGACAACACAUGAUUACUGGAAUCAAAUCCAGGGUCAGCUUUACCUGACUGGUACGGAGUGUGAUUUAGUGAUAUGGACAACCACAGACAUGCAGAUUGUAAGAAUUGUAAAAGACAAGAUGUGGGCCCCAAACAUUUCUGCCAAGACACUAAACUUUUAUUUCAUGGUGUUUUUGGAAGUAAAUCAGUCCGAGGAGGAGGAGAAGAAGGAGAUGGUGAACAGAGUGCAGUGGGUUCAGAGGGCUGAUGAAGAGGAGAAGAAGAAGGAGAUGAUGUACAUUGUGCAGCAGGUUCAGAGAGCUGAUGAGAAGAAGGAGAUAAUGUACAUUGUGCAGCAGGUUCAGAGAGCUGAUGAGGACGAAAAGAAGAAGGAGAUGAUGUACAUUGUGCAGCAGGUUCAGAGAGCUGAUGAGGAGGAGAAGAAGGAGGAGAUGAUGUACAUUGUGCAGCAGGUUCAGAAAGCUGAUGAGGAGGAGAAGAAGAAGGAGAUGUUGUACAUAGUGCAGUGGGUUCAGAGGGCUGAGGAGGAAAAGAAGGAGAUAAUGUACAUUGUGCAGCAGGUUCAGAGAGCUGAUGAGGAGAAGAAGAAGAAGGAGAUGGUGAACAGAGUGCAGUGGGUUCAGAGGGCUGAGGAGGAGAAGAAGAAGGAGAUGAUGUACAUUGUGCAGCAGGUUCAGAGAGCUGAUGAGAAGGAGAAGGAGUGCAUUAGGUUUGGAGAGCUGAGGAGGUGCAGGAGGGGAAGAUGUUUUACAGAAUGUAACAGAAGUGGUUUUUGUUGCACUGGUUGGAUUCAUCACAUUUGAUCGAAAUUGCAUUAUGAGCUUCCCUUGAAUGUUUUGACCCUGACCAUUCCAACCACUGCCCCAGAAUAAGUCUGCUACAUUGUGUAUCAGCAUCCUAGACUUUAUGCUAAGAAGGUAAAUUCGAAACUUAGCACACUGUUUGUAUUUUAGGGCCAAAACUUGAAGCAUUAUUUUUUGUUUGAUUGAGAACCAACGAGAAGUGGUUUUGACACGCUUGGAGAGUAAUUUACUUUGUAAGGCUGUUGGAGCUGCCCGAAUGAGAUCUGCCAAAUAAAAAUCAGAAUGCUCCACAGCCUUUAAAUACUGAUACAAAUGUUCAGAACUUUGAAAAGUGAGAUUUUGAUAGGUUAGAAGACAAGGAUAGAAAAUAGAAAGAAUAUGGUUUGCCCCUUUAAAAUGAAUGGGGGAACAGGAGGAUGCCGAAGAAAAUUUACUGGAAGAUGACAAGGAGACAGGAGAGCAACAGGCAGAGACAGAGGAGGCCGAGAGAG
Messenger RNA from Magallana angulata, 1412 nucleotides. Its product is annotated as trichohyalin-like. The transcript is spliced from 3 exons. The record is from RefSeq and is a predicted model, not a curated record. Lineage: Eukaryota; Metazoa; Mollusca; Bivalvia; Ostreida; Ostreidae. Bases 1 to 921 code for a protein of 306 amino acids.